AUCUUUGGUGUGUGCUUGUGUGAGUGAGUGAGUGUAGGGUUAUUCGGUACGAGGAACAUCAUCAUUGGAUGGUCUAUCGGCUCCCUUUUAACUUUUUAAGACGAGUUCAUUCUAUACAUUCCCCUCCUCACUUUCUGAGUCCUGCUGACAUCUCUGAUUGGCCCUCACACGUUUUCCGACAACUGCCAGAGCGUCAUCAUCCAAACUCAUCGUGAUCAUCAUCUUCUCUCUCUGCUAAAACCAUGGCCAAUCUCCCCGUUCUCUGCUACUGGGAUAUUCGAGGGUUAGCCCAACCCAUUCGGCUGUUGCUGGAGUACACUGACACCAAAUUCGAGGACAAGCAAUUGGUUUGUGGACCCGGUCCCAAUUAUGACAAGAGCGUUUGGACCAAUGAGAAGCACAAACUCGGGCUGGACUUUCCCAAUCUGCCUUACUUCAUUGACGGGGAUCGGAAGAUCACCCAAUCCAACGCCAUCUUGAGGUAUAUUGCCCGCAAACAUAAUCUCAUGGGUCAGACCGAGGAUGAGCAAAUGCGAGUGGAUAUCAUGGCGGAGCAAUCCAUGGAUUUUAGGAAUGGCCUGGUUCGCUUGUGUUACAAUCAGAGCUUUGAUCAAGUAAAGGACGAUUAUUUGGCAGCUUUGGCCACAAAGUUGGAAGAGUUCGCCAAGUUUUUGGGCGAUCGCCCUUGGUUCGCUGGGGAAUCGCUAACCUUUGUGGAUUUUAUUAUGUACGAACUCUUGGACCAACACCGGGUGUUGGCCCCUGAGGUCAUCAACCAAUGCCCGAAAUUGGUGGAUUAUCUGAACCGAUUCGAAAAACUGCCCCCCAUUGAGGCUUACAUGAAAUCGGAGCGAUUCAUGAAACGGCCUUUGAAUAACCGAAUGGCCAAGUUUGGUGGCGAGAAAUGAUCAACAUUCUAGUGAAUCCAUGUGUUUGACGAACUCACUCUCAUUCCAUAUAUUUUCAUGUGUGUCGAGUACGCUCAUCAAUACAUGUACUAACCACUGA
Molecule: messenger RNA, 1008 nt
Organism: Tigriopus californicus
Lineage: Eukaryota; Metazoa; Arthropoda; Copepoda; Harpacticoida; Harpacticidae
Product: glutathione S-transferase Mu 1-like
Exons: 5
Coding region: 243-908 (221 amino acids)
Biological process (GO): glutathione metabolic process
Molecular function (GO): glutathione transferase activity
Source: RefSeq, a predicted model, not a curated record